AUGCCGUUUUGCAUUUGCAUGAAACAAGUAGGGGUGCUGCUAACUGAUAACUAAACGCAUAUUUCUUACCAGAUUCCAAAACGAAAGUGAUAGUCGUGUGUCGCAGAAAAAUUCUAAAACAAUUUUCCUAUAGAAAAUGACGCGUAUCUUUUGUGCCUUUUUGUGGAUAGCAUUUUGCGGAUUGAGUUUCGCAGCUGAGGAUGAUUUUGUGCUGCCACCUAAUGAAUUCAAACCUAUUAAAGAGCUUGCCGCCGAUAUACCGACUUGCAGUCAGAACGAUAACAAUAUUAAUGAGUGCAUCAAACAGGGAUUUCAACAACUAACGCCACGCCUUAAAUAUGGUAUUAGUGAUUUGAAUAUACCACCCAUGGAUCCCUUUCAUCUGGGCAAGAGUUCCUAUAGCUACAAUUCGGGCUUGCUGCAGGGUCGCAUUGCCAUGAGAAAUGUGGAGAUUCAUGGACUGAGCGAGGGCAUUGUCGACAAGGUGACCUAUAGGCAGAAGGACAAACGUGUACGCGUGGAGUUGCUCAGCCAUGUGCCACAGAUGCUGGUGGAGGGUAACUACAAGGCGGAUAUCAAACUGAAUGACAUGAAGCUAACUCCAAAAGGCACCUUCAAUAUUACCCUCACCGAUGUCAGCAUGAAAACGCGCUCCUUGGGAGAACUAUACGAGCGCGACGGUCAUACUUAUAUGCGUCUGACAAAGCUCGAGACUGAGCCCACAGUGGGCGACAUGCAUAUUCAUGCGAAUGGCCUGGUUCCCGAUCCAGUGUUGAAUGAUGUUAUUCUGGACUUUAUCAAUCAGUACUGGCGUCAGCUCUAUCAGGCCAUGUUGCCCGAGACGUUGGCCAUUUGGCAGCCUCUCAUGCUGAAAGUGGGUAAUGACUUCUUUGCUGCCCUGCCCUUUGAUUUAAUUGUUACCAAGAGUUAAGUUUGUCAUGACUGUUUUUAGCAAUUAUACUAAGUGGUUAUUUACUUUACCCAUGGUGUUAAUUUAGUUGGUAUUGAAAUAAAAUGAAAUAAAUAUAUAGAAAUCAACAGAA
Molecule: messenger RNA, 1043 nt
Organism: Drosophila innubila
Lineage: Eukaryota; Metazoa; Arthropoda; Insecta; Diptera; Drosophilidae
Gene: Jhbp14
Exons: 4
Coding region: 137-931 (264 amino acids)
Source: RefSeq, a predicted model, not a curated record